Hansenula ciferrii is the source of this 1704-nucleotide messenger RNA. RefSeq lists its product as uncharacterized. The transcript has a single exon. The record is from RefSeq and is a predicted model, not a curated record. The coding region runs from base 1 to 1704 and encodes 567 amino acids. Lineage: Eukaryota; Fungi; Ascomycota; Saccharomycetes; Phaffomycetales; Wickerhamomycetaceae.
AUGGGUGAAAAUAUAGGUGAUGCUGGAUCCGAACCUAUACGUCCUUUCAAAAAUGGUGGUGAAAUAGAGGACUAUCUUGAAGAUAUACGCCAUAAGAAAGAGGAAGAACUGUUCUUAAAGAAGUAUACAAAGAGUAAUAUAUUUGAUACAAGUUUAUUGAUAGCUGCUAUGAAUAUCAUCAAAAGAGCACCAUCAUCCAAUCAUGUGAGAGAGAUUUUGAGUGGAUUGCCAGAGAAUCUUAAUAAGAAGUUGAGUUAUCAAGUUCAAGAUCCUUAUUUCUCAAAGGGUAUUAAUGAAAAAGAUCAUUCAAAUAAUAAUGGUUCGAGUUUAGCAGAUGAUGAAGAUAUUUAUGCUAAUGGUAAUGAUUUAAUAACUUCUAAAGAUAAUGAAAUAAUUGACAAAUUUACCAAACAAUCACAAUAUUGGACCCUAACACCAUUACCUGAAAUCCAUGAUACAAUCUGGGGAAAUCAAGACAUAGAUAAUCACAUAUACAUUGGCUAUACAUAUUAUAAAGGUUUCAUUGCUCAAUACAUACUACAAAGAUUCCCCGGUGAAGAUAUUGAGUUGCUAAGUCAUCAUUUAUCAAAUAGGCUGAUUUUCAAACAAUGGGGGUUGAAUUAUCAAAUGCCAUUGAUUAAACCAUAUACAAAAGAUCAAAUCUUUUUAGCAUAUUUAGGAGGAUUGGUUAGUGAAGUAUCGUUUUACAUUGAUUCGAAUGAGCAGAGAAUCCAAGAUUGGCUUUGUAUUUUAUUAGAACCUUUAGUAUCCCAAUUUGAAUCAUAUAAUGAAACAAUUGAUGAUGAUUAUCAUUUCGGUAUAAUUCAAGAUUGUUUAGUACGAGGUUUGGAAUUUGAAAUUUUGUUUGAAACUGUGGAUGAGCAUGAGACUCCAAAAUACUUGGUCAGGGUUAAAGUUGAUGAACAUGUGAUAUUGGGAAGUACAAGGAGUGCAGAAUCUUCAUUAAAAGCACAGUCUAAAGCAGGUUCAAGUGUUUUAAAUAAUCCAAAAUUGAAACAAUUGGCUCUUGAUUUGAAAUUGAAAUCAAAAGUGGACUCAAGUGGAAGCCAGAAAGAGACUAGUGUCAAGGAGGGAAGUCCAGAUGAUAUGGAUAUUGAUGAUACUAAAAGUCCAGGAGUUCCACAAAUAAGAGCCCAUGAGAAUACAAUUGGGGACCAUCAAAAUCAGAACGUAAACAAUGAUCAUAACACUAAGAUUCCACACUUUCAAUCAAAUCAACGCACAUAUACACACACUGAAACUCUUAAUCAACAACUGAAAACUACAUCAAACAAAAUACUUCAACAACAACCUAACGAACAACCGAACCAGCCAAAUGCCGACCAACUUGAUUAUCAACCAGUAGAAGUUGGAGAAUUAGAAAGAUUAAAGAAAGAAGAACAGGAGCAAGUGUAUCAAUUUAUACCUAAUGAUGAAAAAAUCGAUAACACUGCAAAGUCUGUAUUAAAUGAACACCUAAAGCAAUUGAAGAUCGAUAAAGCAACUUAUAAACAUGCAGUAUUAAGAUCAAACACUGAUAAAAAUUAUCCUAUUAAAGUUAUUGUUACAUGUUAUAUUGAAGGUAUACCAAUUGCAAGAACUACUGGUCCAAAUUCCAAAAUCACUGGUCAAAUUGUUGCUAAAUUUAUUUUGGAUUAUGAAGAUUAUUUCUUGGAUAGGUUAAAAGUUGGGAAAGCGGCAUAA